AGGGAUUAUGAGAAAUGUAUUUCCCAUGUUUGAUGAUUUGCAUGCGCACUUUGUCAUGUUCUGAUCCAGACAUGGGUCACCUCCUCAUCCACUACCCGCACCUCCUGCUGACUGUCAGCAUGCUGGCCUGUCAGUGUCUCGCGGUCAACGGGCUGUUUGAGUGGCUGAGGCUGACAGAGGCACCUCGAGCAGCAGCGCCUCCGCAACCAGCUGCAGUGGCUCCAGCACAUCUUGCCAAAGACGCUCAGUUUGAGAUGGCAACUACAGAUGAGAAGUUUUUAGCUGAGGCAAAGCAGAUGGAGCUCAGCCCAUUGGACAGCUGUCAUUACAGGGUGAUCGCUCGGCUAAAGUCGAGCUGUGACAGCCUCUCAGAAGAAAAGCUCGCAAAGCUCGGAGUGGAACUGUUUAACUGCCAGGCAGAGAUUGAGGGGCGCCAGACGUACCUAUGCACAGAAGAGAUGACCAUCAAAGAGUGCACAGCAGACAUGGAUUCAGAUACAUGGAAUGCUUACCACAUAGUGAGCAACCGAGCGCGCUCCGUUUGUUACGCAACUCGACAGCAGCUUUUCCGGCGCAGAGCAGAGCACACAGUCAAUGCACUCAUCUCCACAGCCACCAGCCAGCUAGAUGCAAUGAAGGACCUGAAGGAGGGCCAGGUAGAGUUGAAAGAACUGACUGCAGCAUCACUGGACAAGCUGCUUGAAGGCCACAGUGCUCUGCAGGCUCAACAGGGGAAGCUGCACGAGGGCCAGGAGCAGAUGGAGAGUUCACUGAGGGAUAACCUGGAGCGUCUGGGUCAGGAAAAAGCUCUCAUCGCCUCUGGACAGGAGCUGGUAGCUCAGCUCAUUCAGGGAAUUACACAAAGAAUGGAGAAUGUGAGCGAGCAUCUCCAAAUCCAGGGCUCUGAGGUGCAGGACAGCCACAAGGUGAUUGUCAAGGACCUGGCAGAUGUAAGACACCAAGCUCAGGACAUCUAUCAGAAAAUUGACCACAGUAUGAUAGAGUUUCUGCAGUAUCAGGAUCAGACCUCCCAGUACUACACUGACCUGAUGAACAAGUUGGAGCGCAUGAACAGCACCCUGGGAGGCAUGCUGCACUACCUCGAUAAGAUGCAGAGCCGCAUAGAGGACAGGUUUCACAUGAUCCAGGGCUACCUCGGAUGGGCAGGUUUAAGUCUGACAGCUAUGUGGACGUGCAUCACACACACAGGCUACUUUGUACUGUGUGCAGUCCUGCUGACAUUCCUGCACUGUCCUGGUUUCUCUCGAGCCAUGCUGCUGCUCACUGUGCCUCUGAAUGCAGUGGCUGAAGUCAACCAGCAGCCAGCGCUGGAUCUCACCAGCCUCAGCCUGCUGCUGCUCACUCUGUCUCUGGGUCACUGGUUUGUGAAUCAGCUGUGGGCAUGCUUCCAGAUCACGAAAAAGCUGACCAGUCCACUGCCACUCAGCUCGUGCACCAUUGUGGAACCGCAGAAGCAAGAUGAAAAAGAUGACAUCAUUGAGAAAGACGACCUAUUGAAUCCAGACAGCUUUUUAUCAGGUGAACUUGGCAUAUCAGCUGUGUCUCCACCUCAGAGGAAGCUUACGCCAGAGUCGAGGCUUAUGCCAGUAAUUGGUACACCAAAUCACUCCACUCCCAGGUUUAUACCAAAGCCACUUUCUUCAGCGGCUCUUUGUGACAAUAUACCCCUGAGGAACCUGGGAGGUGUUUUUGAUUCAGUCACUGACUCGCAUGAUUUAGGGAAUGAUUCACGAAGUGCAAGUCCCACUCCAUCGUUAGUCAGCAACAGCUCAGUGUCAGGCCGUCAGCUGUGCAAUGGCAUCACAAAAACAGGAAAAGUCUGUAAGAAGAGAGCCGUGCCAGGACAGGAGUACUGCAGAGUCCACGAAGGGGGGCACUCCUCGUAUGUCCAGUUUUAACAGGCUCAGCAGUCUUUGUUGUCUGUAAAAACUGUAUACUGUAAUGAAAUAUUGUUUGUACUAAGUUCUGUCUGCACUGCCCAGUAAGUAAGAUUGCUGAAUGAAAAUUACAUCUGUAGAUAUUUUAAAUGUUUUUAGACAUUUAUUUAGCUUUUCGUGUUUAAUAAAAAUGAAAA
Molecule: messenger RNA, 2095 nt
Organism: Neolamprologus brichardi
Lineage: Eukaryota; Metazoa; Chordata; Actinopteri; Cichliformes; Cichlidae
Source: RefSeq, a predicted model, not a curated record